CCCAAGAAGAUGCAGCCACUCCUGCUCCUGUUGGCCUUUCUUCUGUGCCUCAGAGCUGAGGCAGGGAAAAUCAUUGGAGGCCAUGAGGCCAUACCUCAUUCUCGUCCCUACAUGGCAUUUCUUCAGAUCAAGACUCUUUUUGAAAAAAUAACCUGUGGGGGUUUCCUGGUACGUGAAGACUUCGUGCUGACAGCAGCUCACUGCAGGGGAAGCUCAAUGAAGAUCAUCCUAGGGGCCCACAACAUCAAGAAGCGGGAGAGCUCCCAGCAGGUCAUCCCCGUGAAAAGAGCCAUCCCCCACCCAGACUAUCAACUUAAGAAAGCUCACUUGAAUGAUAUCAUGUUACUCCAGUUAAAGAAGAAGGCCAAGCUGAGUGACAAAGUGAGCCUCCUCAGGCUGCCCACAAAGACAGCCAAGGUGACGCCGGGGAUGGUGUGCAGUGUAGCCGGCUGGGGGUCAACUGGUGUGAAAAAAACCACAGUGAAACUGCAUGAGGUAGAGGUCAAAAUCCAAACGGACCAGGAAUGUACGCUUUACUUCAGAAGCUAUUACAACGAAAGCAUCCAUAUUUGUGUUGGGGACAAGAACAUCAACAAGUCUUCUUCACAGGGGGACUCUGGAGGUCCCCUCGUGUGUAAUGAUGUGGCCCAGGGCAUUGUAUCCUUUGCAAAGGAAGAUGGGACCCCACCACGUGUCUAUACCAAGAUCUCAAGCUUUAUGCGCUGGAUAGAAGAAACAAUGAGAUCCUUCAAACUGCAAGGGCCAGACUGA
This is a messenger RNA of Lepus europaeus (European hare), 771 nucleotides long. Its product is annotated as mast cell protease 1A-like. Gene Ontology annotation, cellular component: intracellular membrane-bounded organelle; cytoplasm. The transcript is spliced from 5 exons. Gene Ontology annotation, biological process: proteolysis. The record is from RefSeq and is a predicted model, not a curated record. Gene Ontology annotation, molecular function: serine-type endopeptidase activity. The coding region runs from base 10 to 771 and encodes 253 amino acids. Lineage: Eukaryota; Metazoa; Chordata; Mammalia; Lagomorpha; Leporidae.